Messenger RNA from Propithecus coquereli (Coquerel's sifaka), 1428 nucleotides. RefSeq names its product thyroid hormone receptor interactor 13 (gene TRIP13). The record is from RefSeq and is a predicted model, not a curated record. The transcript has 13 exons. NCBI's taxonomy places the organism in Eukaryota, Metazoa, Chordata, Mammalia, Primates, Indriidae. Gene Ontology annotation, cellular component: chromosome; nucleus. Bases 130 to 1428 code for a protein of 432 amino acids. Gene Ontology annotation, molecular function: ATP hydrolysis activity; ATP binding. Gene Ontology annotation, biological process: meiotic recombination checkpoint signaling; reciprocal meiotic recombination.
AGGGGGCGGUGCGCCGCGCGCGGCAAAUUCGAAGCGCGGGCGGGGCCGGCGGCGGCGGCGGUGGCUGCGCGGGACGCGAGGCGGCGGCGGCCACGCUGCGGUGGGGUCCCCGCGGCUCCCGGCGGCGCCAUGGACGAGGCCGUGGGCGACCUGAAGCAGGCGCUGCCCUGCGUGGCCGAGGCGCCGGCGGUCCACGUGGAGGUGCACCAGCGCGGCGGCAGCACUGCAAAAAGAGAAGACAUAAAGCUGAACGUGAGGAAGCUGCUCAACAGACACAAUAUUGUGUUCGGUGAUUACACGUGGACUGAGUUCGAUGAGCCUUUUCUGACGAGAAACGUGCAGUCUGUGUCGAUCGUUGACACAGAAUUAAAGGUUAAAGACCCACAGCCCAUUGAUCUGACUGCAUGCACUAUUGCAUUUCACAUCUUCCAGCUGAAUGAAGAUGGCCCCAGCAGUGAAAAUUUGGAGGAAGAGACAGAAAACAUAAUUGCGGCAAAUCACUGGAUUCUGCCUUCAGCUGAAUUCCACGGGCUUUGGGACAGCCUCGUGUAUGACGUGCAAGUCAAGUCACAUCUCCUUGAUUAUGUGAUGACGACCUUACUGUUUUCAGACAAGAACGUCGACAGCAACCUCAUCACCUGGAACCGGGUAGUGCUGCUACACGGUCCUCCCGGAACUGGAAAAACGUCCCUGUGUAAAGCAUUAGCUCAGAAAUUGACCAUCAGACUUUCGAGCAGGUACCGGUAUGGCCAACUAAUAGAAAUAAACAGCCACAGCCUCUUUUCCAAGUGGUUUUCAGAAAGUGGCAAGCUGGUGACCAAGAUGUUCCAGAAGAUCCAGGAUUUGAUUGAUGAUAAAGACGCCCUGGUGUUUGUGCUGAUUGAUGAGGUGGAGAGUCUCACAGCCUCCCGCAAUGCCUGCAGGGCGGGAGCCGAGCCAUCAGAUGCCAUCCGCGUGGUCAAUGCUGUCCUUACCCAGAUUGAUCAGAUUAAAAGGCAUUCCAACGUCGUGAUUCUGACAACGUCCAACAUCACUGAGAAGAUCGACGUGGCUUUCGUGGACAGGGCCGACAUCAAGCAGUACAUCGGGCCGCCCUCCGUGGCUGCCAUCUUCAAAAUCUACCUCUCGUGUUUGGAAGAGCUGAUGAAGUGCCAGAUCAUAUACCCUCGCCAGCAGCUGCUGACCCUCCGCGAGCUGGAGAUGAUCGGCUUCAUCGAGAACAACGUGUCAAAGCUGAGCCUCCUCCUGAGUGACAUCUCCAGGAAGAGCGAGGGCCUCAGCGGCCGGGUCCUGAGGAAGCUGCCCUUCCUGGCUCACGCACUGUACGUCCAGGCCCCCACCGUCACCAUAGAGGGGUUCCUCCAGGCCCUGUCCCUGGCGGUGGACAAGCAGUUUGAAGAGAGACAGAAGCUGUCGGCCUGCGUCUGA